GUCGGCAAACAAUCGUGGACAGUCGACGACGAUCCUCGGGAAUCCUCGGGGACCUUUAAUAGUAUCCCACAAUGCCAGAUCAUAACACAAAGUAACAAAUUUCUCCAGCAAUAUUUCCACCAUGGAACCAUUUUCAAUGGAAAAUGUAGUUAAAAUACAGCCGUCAGUUCCUUAUUUAUAAUCAAGAUCUUGUAGGAAUAUACCUAGACAAAUAUACAAUCCAAGACAAUUCUAACAUGGCUGAAGAGGUCAGAGAUGAGAAACCUGUCUCACCACCAUAUCAUAAUGCUGAUCACUGUGCAAAGGCAUUUCAAGCAAUGAACAGUUUACGUCUUCAAAAUAUCCUGUGUGAUGUUGUAAUUAAAACAGGAAGUGUAGAAUUUCCAGCUCACAAGGUUGUACUUGCUUCAUGCAGUGCGUAUUUCUAUGCCAUGUUUACUGGUGAGCUUUCAGAAAGUAAACAAACAAACAUUACAAUGAAAGAUGUUGAUCCUAUUGCUUUGGAGAUGCUACUUGAGUUUGCAUAUACUGCUGAGAUACAAGUCACAGAGGCAAAUGUUCAGAUCUUGCUUCCUGUUGCAAGUCUACUACAGAUGACAGAAGUGAGACUAGCAUGUUCUGAGUUUCUGAAACAUCAGCUGGAUCCAUCCAAUUGUCUUGGUAUUCGGCGCUUUGCAGAUGUUCAUUCCUGCAUGGAACUGCUUGCAGCAGCUCACUCAUACACUGAGCAGCAUUUCUCUGAGAUUGUUCACGGUGAGGAGUUUCUUAAUCUUCCUGCGAUGCAAGUUUGUGAGUUGAUUUCAAGUGAUCAACUUACAGUCCCAUCAGAAGAAAAGGUAUUUGAAGCUGUUGUUUCAUGGGUUGAACACAGCUCAGAAGCAAGACAAGAAUAUUUUGCUCAGCUAAUGGAGCAUGUGCGGCUACCUCUUCUUUCACGAGAAUAUUUGGUCGAAAGAGUUGAGAGCGAAUCUUUAAUUAAACGUAACUUUGCCUGUAAAGACUUUCUUAUUGAGGCCAUGAAGUAUCAUCUUUUAUCGAGCGAGCAGCGGUCUGUACUGCAGACACCAAGAACUCGGCCCAGAACCCCUGUUGGCCUGCCUAAAGUAAUGUACGUUAUUGGAGGUCAGGCACCUAAGGCUAUACGAAGUGUGGAACGAUACGAUUUUAAAACAGAACAAUGGCACCAUGUUGCCGAAAUGAAUAGUCGUCGUUGCCGGGCUGGUGUGGCUGUUAUGGAAGGCUGUAUUUACGCAGUUGGGGGCUUCAAUGGAUCUUUGAGGAUAAGGACAGUUGAUUGCUAUGAUCCCCUACGGAACCAAUGGCGUACCGUUGCGUCCAUGGAAGCUCGCAGGAGUACAUUAGGGGCGGCAGUUCUCAAUGGCUUGCUUUACGCAAUUGGAGGGUUUGAUGGGACAACAGGGUUAAAUACGUGUGAGGUUUACGACCCGAAGGCGAACGAGUGGCGUUACAUUUCACCGAUGAGCAGCCGACGAAGCAGCGUUGGUGUCGGGGUUUUGGGAGGACUGCUCUAUGCUGUCGGGGGUUAUGAUGGUGCAUCCAGACAUUGUUUGAGUUCAGUGGAAUGCUACAACCCCGUUAAUAAAGAAUGGAGUCUAGUGUGUGACAUGAGUACUAGGCGGAGUGGCGCGGGGGUCGGGGUCGCAGAUGGAUUACUUUUUGCAAUCGGCGGUCACGAUGGACCUCAUGUUCGAAAGAGUGUGGAAUGUUACAAUCCAGAGUUAAACCAAUGGUCUCCUGUGGCUGAUAUGAGCAUGUGCAGAAGAAACGCGGGCGUGGCUUCUGUGAACGGGCUUCUGUUUGUGGUAGGAGGGGAUGAUGGGUCAGCGAACCUCUCCUCGGUUGAGGUGUACAACCCCCGGACAAAUCAGUGGGGGUUGUUGUCCAGUUGUAUGGAAAUUGGAAGAAGUUACAGUGGAGUUUGCGUCAUUGAUAAGAAACAGAAGGAAGGCAUGGCAUAUUGACGGGUAAAGUGGUAUCUUUCUGGAUAAUGGAGGAUAUGAGGUUUUUAAGCAAUUCAAGGAAACAACUAAAGUGGCAGUUACAGAGGAUACCCCUCCCUGGAGCAACAGAUUGUUAAGCAGAGAAUAGUCUUCACGUGCAGUUUGAGAAAUAGACUAGUUGAUAUACCGCAGGCGGUAGACAGGGGGGAGAGCAUCUUUUACUAAUGAAGGGAGAAGAUAUGCACCAUCACAAUCUGAAAUUUGAAUCACAUUUAUUGCAACAGAGUUAUUUGGAUAGAAUAUAGAAACAUACAUGUUUAUAAUGAAAUCAUAGUGUAAAUAAGAAUUUAUUGUAUGAAAAAUUUUAAAUAAAACUUUAU
Molecule: messenger RNA, 2341 nt
Organism: Dendronephthya gigantea
Lineage: Eukaryota; Metazoa; Cnidaria; Anthozoa; Malacalcyonacea; Nephtheidae
Product: kelch-like protein 2
Exons: 7
Coding region: 237-1982 (581 amino acids)
Molecular function (GO): protein binding
Source: RefSeq, a predicted model, not a curated record